Messenger RNA from Fraxinus pennsylvanica, 471 nucleotides. NCBI's taxonomy places the organism in Eukaryota, Viridiplantae, Streptophyta, Magnoliopsida, Lamiales, Oleaceae. The record is from the annotation of a GenBank genome assembly.
AUGGCAGAUCAGUUGACAGAUGAUCAGAUCUCUGAGUUCAAGGAGGCCUUCAGCCUAUUCGACAAAGACGGCGAUGGUUGCAUCACGACCAAGGAGCUCGGUACUGUAAUGAGAUCCUUGGGGCAGAAUCCGACUGAGGCCGAGCUUCAGGACAUGAUAAACGAGGUUGAUGCCGAUGGUAAUGGAACCAUUGACUUCCCGGAGUUUUUGAAUCUUAUGGCCAGGAAAAUGAAGGAUACCGAUUCUGAGGAGGAGCUUAAAGAGGCUUUCCGUGUUUUUGACAAGGAUCAGAAUGGUUUCAUCUCUGCUGCUGAGCUGCGCCACGUGAUGACCAAUCUUGGUGAGAAGCUGACAGAUGAGGAAGUAGACGAGAUGAUUAGGGAAGCUGAUGUUGAUGGUGAUGGACAAAUCAAUUAUGAAGAGUUUGUCAAGAACUUUUGCCGGUCCAACUUCCUUAUGUGUCACCACUGA